Molecule: messenger RNA, 5516 nt
Organism: Portunus trituberculatus (swimming crab)
Lineage: Eukaryota; Metazoa; Arthropoda; Malacostraca; Decapoda; Portunidae
Gene: AdipoR
Product: adiponectin receptor protein-like
Exons: 7
Coding region: 153-1388 (411 amino acids)
Biological process (GO): adiponectin-activated signaling pathway
Cellular component (GO): plasma membrane
Molecular function (GO): signaling receptor activity
Source: RefSeq, a predicted model, not a curated record
AACCUCGGAGUCAGUCAGCUGAUGUGGUGACCGGAGGGAGGAUGUGUGCUCCAGCCCUCAGUGUUGUCCUUUAUUCUUAGUGUAGCGGUCGUGUGAGACAGUGCACUGAAUUAUAGCUCGUGGAAACUCAAAGUGGUGAGAAAGCCGCCAUCAUGAGUGGGUUUGACGAGAUCCUAGGCACCAAAAUAGAGGUGAGGAAGAGGACUUUAGGGACGUCACUGGACAAGGAUCUGUGUGACGGCGCGCUGGAGCAAGACUUAUUCCCAGAGUUUACUAAGUUACUGGAGGAUGCUGUGCCCGGGGACGACGAGAGCGAGGGCUGCCCACUUCCUGGCACCCCCGAGGACGAGUCUCUCAUCGAUGCCAAGGAGGAUGAGGAGUUGAGGCACCGAGUAGUGAACCGCGAGUCACACGAUGAUGACCUGGUGCUCAGCUCGAUGGCCCAGAGUGCCUUCGAGACGGCGGAGGAGCUGGUGCACAAGGUGUGGGAGGAGGUGUCCAGCUGGAAGACGCAACCUUUCUCCAAGCUCCCCAAGUGGCUGCAAGACAACGACUACCUGCACCACUGGCACAGACCGCCACUUCCCUCCUUUGCCGCCUGUUUCAAAUCCAUCUUCAGGAUUCACACCGAGACAGGCAACAUUUGGACUCAUCUGUUAGGCUGUAUAUCCUUCAUUGGGGUGAUGGUGUACUUCCUGACGGGCUCUUCCCUGGGCCAACACUGGGUGCAGGUAGACCUCAAGGAGAAGUUGGUGUUCACUGCCUUCUUCAUCGGUGCCAUCUUCUGCCUCGGACUCUCCUUCACCUUCCACACAGUGUCCUGCCACUCCGAGUUUGUGGGGAAGCUCUUUAGCAAACUCGAUUACUGUGGCAUUGCACUGCUCAUCAUGGGCUCCUUCGUCCCAUGGCUGUACUACGGCUUCUACUGUGACUUCCAGCCCAAGCUGAUCUACCUAACAGCCGUGGUGUUGCUGGGCAUCACCACCAUCGUUGUGUCCCUGUGGGAGAAAUUCAGCACACCCACCUUCAGGCCUCUCAGGGCAGCGGUGUUCCUGACCUUCGGGUUGUCUGGCAUCAUUCCUGCGGUGCACUACACGCUCAUUGAGGGCUUCGACUAUGCCAUCAGCCGCGCCUCCAUGGGCUGGCUCAUCCUCAUGGGGGCUCUGUAUGUGAUAGGUGCACUGCUCUAUGCUGUCAGAGUGCCAGAGAGAUUCUUCCCCGGCAAGUGUGACCUCUGGUUCCAAAGUCACCAAAUCUUCCACAUCCUGGUGAUAGCAGCAGCCUUCGUCCACUACCACGGGAUCUCUGAGAUGGCCAUGUACCGCCUCACACAUGGGGACUGCAGUGCGGAGGACCUGGCAGCCAUGGAGACCAAAGACCUGCUCUGAGGCCGUCCCAGGGGUGUGGGUGUGGAUGUGGGAGCGAGUGUGGCUGGGGGAGCUGCACCCUGGCUGGCCCAUGGGAGGAGAGGGAUGCACUAGAGCCACACAUUAUUCUUAUUAUGAUUAUUGUGUUAUUUAUUUUUCUCUCUCUUUUAGCCAUCACUUUGUGAGUUGACCUCAGAAAUAGCAAGGAAUGAAGUCGCUCGUGUUAGUUCCUCUUCGGUAUUUUAUUUGACAAAUGUCCAUAAAAUUUAUUGUUAUUAUUAUUAUUAUUAUUGGUAGGAUUAUAUUUCCCAAGGGGAACGUGAUUGAUAUGGCCCCAGUAAGAAAAGAAGGGGUCAUCAGUUUCUUUUGGACAAAAUACACUCUAUCAUCAUCAGUUACCAUCAUGAAGAAGCAGGUUUAGUGUACAUGUAUCCGUGUGCCAGUGUUCAGCGCCAGACCAGCCAGCGCCAGCAACACACAUGCGUUGCAAUCAUCUCAUCACCCUCGGCAUCAAUCAGCUGACGGACGGAGUGGCGAGAAAAUCAUUCUUAAGGAAGAUCACCGUCACUCUUCGGCCAGACAACCUGCAGUCGUUUCCAUGCCUUGUGAUACUAGAGUUAUGUGAACACUUCACUCAACGCAACCUUUGGAAGUCUCUGUAUAAUUAUUUGAACACACACACACAAUGCUGUUGCAGUGUAAGCUACAUUUGUUGCAUGUUGAUGCCUUGCUGUAUUGGCCCACCACUUGUAAGGACUCUGGUUAGGAUGUGACUCCGCGCUAUUUGAUACCCUUCAGUGGUAUUACACUAAAUGGCAUGUAUUGUGGUAGUGUCUUGGUAAGUGUGUUAUGCAACAGAGGACUGGGUUACAUCGGAAAGAUCUUUCAUUUGUGAACAUUAACUGUAACAGAUUAGUAAAUAGACUUGAAAACUAGUCGACUGUUUCUUGACUGUGCAGCAGCUGUCAACUUUGAUGCCUCCCAGAAAAGUUAAUGUUGAAUAUUUGCAACUUCUAGUAUAUUACAUAUUCAGUACUUUUGAUAUGUACAUAUUUUUGUCUACUUGCAAACUCCAUUAUGUUAUUCAGUAUGUUUCAAAUUGCUGUUCUUAAUGUUGUACUUUGACUUUUCCUGUCAAAGAAUGAUGGCUUGUUGCAUUAUGGCUUUGAAAAUAAGUACAAAAUACUACAACACUUGCAUUUGUUGGGCUUUUGGAAUUUUUUUUUUCUUUUCAAAGAUAACGGCACUUUUUUUCACUCUAUACCAGACUGAAAUCCUCCUUGUAGAGACAGGUCACCCAGACGAGACCACACCAUGCACAAGAGGAGUAGAGAUUCAGUUUAUGUACUUCAGGUCUUGCUUUUCUGUUCAAUAAUCCUAGAUCUCCCCAUUCCUGUAUGUUAAUAAUGAGACCCAGACGAUGUAAACCAUACAGUUUUAGAUCACCAGUCAUGAAAAGUAGUUGCAGCAAUGAUAAAGCUAUUUUUAUAUGAACUGUAUUGUAUCUGAGGUAAGAGCUCCUCUUUUUUCUGUCUUCAAGAGACCAUCUGUUUGUGUGUAUAUGUUGUGUAGGAUGUGAAGACAACUAUACUCAAAUACUGAAAAGUUCAUUGUGCAGGGUGUAGAGGCCGGCAAAGCUAACCGUCAGAGAAAGGUUGAUCAGGCCGAGUGGUGUCUGCCGUGCGUGUCACCCAAUCAGCUAAUGCUAUCAGCUGUGUGUCUGUACCUCAUUUGGGAGAGGUUGAAACUUCUUUGGCAUGAGGUAACGUAAUUCCAUAAAAGAUCAUCUGUUGAAAGAGUGUAUGUAGUACUUGCAUUUAUACAUCAAGAUGGGUAGAACAACAUGCAAAAAGUUUGCUGUUGUUUUGGAUUAUUUGCUGCAUUUGUGCAAGCCAGCCACUUACACAGCAAGCACUAGUGAUGGUCUCAUUUAGGUGUCUGCAUAUGCCUUGCCACCACGUUAGAUUACCAAGUUCUUGGCUAGCAGUUCGUGUGCUAGGUCUGUGAAGCUUUGAGAAUCAUAUUGUGCAGCGUCACACAGGGACAGUCUGGUAUACUCAUGGCAGCAUGGGAUGACAGGUAUUACAUAUCACUUGGACAUGCAGGAUGGUAUGCUUAAGGAAUGAUGAUAUCUGAAGCAGCUAUACAUACUGAUAAGAUUGUUUACAGCCAGCAUAUGUGUGAGGUUAUCAACAGAGCACUUCUGCAGCCACUGCUUAAUUUAUCUCUAGGAUUCAAAGUAUGACAUGUGUAAGUCAAAUACUGUGCAUUUAAAUGUAAUGCUUAGUUUCCUCUAUGGACGUAGAAAUACAAUGGAUGGCUUAACUCUCAUUUACCUAAUUUUUUACUUGCGUCAUUUUCUCAACAUUCAUCAUGUAAUUAAUAACAAGUUGAUAAAUCAAAGAGGACAGGUGUGAUGGUGGAUAUUGAGAAAAGUACAACACUGCCAAACCAGAUGCUUUGAUAAUCAUAGCCCUGCCUUAACUUCCCUUGGACAACUGUCACUUCAAGUAGGGAAGCACUGCAGCAAUCCAUUCACCCCCUUUUGUAUUCAUGGAAGGGGGAAUUUGCAUCUGGGGAUGGUUGAUACACUACAAGAUGGGGCUAAGAAGAAGCAUUGUUGUUUAUUUUCCUCAACUUGGAAAUAGGAAGGAUUAAUAUUGUACUUUGUCUUUUCAGUCAUUAGCAUAUGAAUAGCUUAUUUGUAUUUAUGUGUGACCUUUGAUCAUUUGUGUGUUGUAAAAAGCUGUAUUAGUAAGUUUUAGUCGCUACAUUUCUUUUUGCAGACAAACAUUUGUUUCAAGUAGCCUUUGCCUAUUGGUGUGUGACCUUGAAACAUAGAAUUUUUAUCUAUCCCUUACAUUCCACUCUCCUUUAAGGAGGUUGAUCCACAUCCUUCCUUCAUACCCUCAGUCCCUCCUUCCCUCUCUGCCUUUAAAGAUUCGCCUGCAAGCUGAGCGGUUCAUGCGUCACUCCAGCCACGUGACACGCACACCGUCAUGGUGUUUGCUGCUGAGUGUAAACAUCUUUUUGACUGCUCAUCCAUUAGGCGUUCUGGCCGUGCUUCACGAAUAGGUUAUCUUAGUUGAUGUGAGUAUGUGACGUUCAUUGUGCUGGUACUUAUUUUGGUUGGUCAUCAUUUCAUUCAUCCAGGUAUAUCAUCAAUCAUAAGCCAUGUGUAGGAGCGCGAUUUGUGUCUCCUGUAUUUCCCGCGCCUUAAAGUGAUGAAAUCACGCCUACUGCUCAACAUUCUGCAGAGGGUUGUUCGCUCUUUCAGAAUGUGAAGUGGUAAUGAAUAUACAGUAUACAUAUUUCACCAUGGUCACUGUGUUAAAACAUACACCAUGUGGAAUGCAAAUGAGGCAGGUAACAGUGCUGGUUCAGGGUUAUAGUGUACAGGGCAUUACUCUGGGCAUUACUGCUUCAGAAACUUGCAUAGGUGCAGAUGGCAUCCUUCAAGACUGUCACCCCAGCCCAUUUCCCUUGUAACUGUGUACUGAUGCUCAGACUUACAUACAUAUGAAGCGUGAAUGGGUAGGAAUACUAUUACUGUUCAUUUUCCUUAAGUGUGAAAAUGUCAGGUGUUACCAAUCUCUGGCUCCCUCGCGUCCUAUCACGGCCGUGCAAUCAGGUCUCGACACGAGGGAGCUGUCAGGGCAGCAGGUUAAAUUAUGUUGUGAGCUAUGCUCAGUCUUGAAGCUUUUUGUCAGUAUUCAGCAAUUUUAUUAAUGGCUGGCUGUAUUUUUCUUAUACUUUUUUUUUCUUUGUGCCCAAUUAUUUUUUAGAGAUUGAUGCUUUGAUUUUCAGCAAGAAAGCCAUUGUUGAGUCCUUGCUUUUGGUGUGGCUGUAGUACAGUUUUGUUGUGAGGCUGUUCCUGUGGUAGAUCCAAUACAGUGCAAGUCAACAUGUGAUGAACAAAGUUUGACAGUGUAAAACGAUUCCUAGCAUGGCAUGUUGGCAUGUUUUCUGAAUAUGCUUUUACCAGUAGGACAUACCGCAUAGAAAAAAUCAGGUAGAUUUAUUUAUUUCUCACAACAUUAUUAAUUUGUAAUGUCACAGUUUAUAUGGAGGACAAAUGUUACAACUGGAACACACUCAUUGUUUGUUACACUGUAAUGAAAAUAUAGAGGAAAUAUAUUAUAAUGAAUA